UACUCCGAACGCUAGAAGGCAGUAACAACGUACUUUGCUGCAGAAAAAGUCACACAGACAAGAUGUUUUCGGUGCUAAAGUACGUGUUUACCCCUUUCGCAAGAAACACUUUUGCAAAAAUGCACUACACUUCGGGGGUCAGCAUUAGGCUUUUGCCCAGUUAUAAGUGCUCUUUUGAAGACCCAGUGCACACGACCGUGAGUGGCUUAAAACCCCAACAACGCGUGGAUCUGCGCUCUAAAAUCACUGAUGAAACGGGACGUGUUUUCCAAGCUUCUGCCGUCUACAAAGCAGACGAUAGUGGUCAAGUUGACCUCAGCCGCGACCCUUCUCUUGGUGGCAGCUUUACGGGAGUUGAACCAAUGGGCUUAUUCUGGGCACUGAAAGCAGACGUUGACUGCAAGUUUAUACACACAGACGUGACGCGUCCUGCUCUCGUUGACAUUGAGGUCGUCAGAGACGAUAAAGUCGUGGCCAAAGUGACAAACGAAAGACACUGCUUGACCGAUGAUGUCCGGAGAAUCCCUGUAAAAGAAGGCAGGAUCAGAGGAACUCUGUUUAUGCCACCUGGUAAAGGACCAUUUCCUGGAAUUUUGGAUACAAAUGUAUUUAGAGGAGGUCCUUUUGAGUUGAGGGCAGCUCUGUUGGCAAAGAGAAACUUUGCUGUUUUAGCCUUGGCUUUCCAAGGUUACCAAGAUUUACCCAAAAGAGCUGACAGAUUUCACCUGGAGUACUUUGAAGAAGGUAUAGAUUUCCUACGUCAACAACCAGAGGUCAAAGAUCAAAAAAUUGGCCUAGUGUCCAUAUCAAAGAGUGGAGAUCUCGCUUUGGCGAUGGCAACGUUCCUGCCUGGUAUAUCAGCUACUGUUUGGAUCAAUGGAUGCAAUGCCAAUACUUUGGUUCCCAUCUACUACAAGGACAUCUGUGUUCCACCCCUCAUGUUCGAUGUUAAGAGAACAAAAAUGACACCAUCGGGCUUUGUGGAUAUUGGGGAUGUUAUGAAUGACCCGAUGUCAGAAGAAGGCCUUCCUAGCGUUAUUCCCAUUGAACGUGCCUCUGGUAAUUUCAUGUUUAUAAUGUCAGAAGCUGACAGGAAUUGGCAAAGUGCCUAUUAUGCAAAACUAGCAUGUGACAGACUCGAAACACAUGGGAAAAAUAAUUACGAAUUGGUGAGGUAUGAAAAAGCGGGUCACUUUAUUGAGGUGCCCUAUAUGCCCUUUUGUCUUGCUAAUUUUCAUGGUGUAGCUAACCAAGUGGUUUAUUUUGGCGGGGAACCUAAGGCUCAUUCAGAGGCACAGCUGGAUGCGUGGAAGAGGAUUUUGAAUUUCUUCAAGAAACACUUAGAAGCUACUAAUCACAACUGCAAAUCUAUGCUGUAAAAAGGGCAUGUACAGUCAUGGCCAAAAAUAUCGGAACCAUUGGUAAAUAUGAUCAAAGAAGGCAAGGAAAGUUUAUUUGUAUAGCACAUUUCAUACACAGUGGUAAUUCAAAGUGCUUUACAUAAAAGGAAGUGAAAUAGUCAUUAAAAAUAAUAAUAAUAACAAGGAAUUAAAAAUAAUAAUAAUCACAACAAUAAAAAUAAAGUGAUUUAAAAAUUGAUUUAAAAAGAAUUUAAAACAUUUAAGAAUAGAAAAUGAUUAUACAUAGUGCAAUCAGUUCGGACGUAGCACAGUGCUCAUUCAAUAAAUGCACAGCUAAACAGAUGAGUUUUGAGUCUGGAUUUAAAUGUGGCUAAUGUUUUAGCACAUCUGAUCUCUUCUGGAAGCUGGUUCCAACUGCGGGCGGCAUAAUAGCUAAAAGCGGAUUCCCCUUGUUUUGUGUAAACCCUUGGUAUUUCUAACUGACACGAUCCUAAUGAUCUGAGUGGUCUGUUAGGUUUAUAUUCAGUGAGCAUAUCUCCAAUGUAUUUAGGUCCUUGAGAGAUUUAUAAACGAGUAAAAGUACUUUAAAAUCAAUCCUAAAUGUAACUGGAAGCCAGUGUAAGCACCUGAGGACUGGUGUGAUAUGCUCAGAUUUUCUGGUUCUAGUCAGAAUCCUGGCAGCAGCGUUCUGGAUGAGCUGCAGCUGUCUAAUGGUCUUCUUUGGAAGGCCGGUGAGGAGACCAUUACAAUAAUCCACCCUGCUGGUGAUAAAGGCAUGAACAAGUUUCUCUAAGUCUUGACUGGAAACAAAACAUCUAAUUCUUGCAAUGUUUUUGAGAUGAUAGUAUGCUGAUUUAGUUACUGCUUUGACAUGACUACUAAAACUAAGGUCUGUCUCCAGAAACACCCCAAGAUUUUUGACUUGGUUUUUAUUGACCCCUAGAGUCAAGGUAUGCAUUCACCUUGAGAACUUCAUCUUUGUUUCCAAAUGCAAUGACUUCAGUUUUCUCCUUGUUUAACUGAAGAAAGUUCUGGCACAUCCAACAGUUUAUUUCAUCAAUGCAUUGGCAGAGGGAGUCAAUGGGGCUAUAGUCAUUUAGAGAUAAGGCUAGGUAAAUCUGGGUAUCAUCAGCAUAGCUGUGAUAGGCAAUUUGGUUCUUUCUCAUUAUUUGACUUAUUGGGAGCAUAUACAGGUGCAUCUCAAUAAAUUAGAAUGUUGUGGAAAAGUUCAUUUUUUCUUGCAAGUUAUUUCAAAAAGUGAAACUUUCAUAUAUUUUAGAUUCAUUGCAUGUAAAGUAAAACAUUUCAAAAGUUUUUUUUGUUUUAUUUUUGAUGAUUAGAGCUUACAGCACUGAUAUUUUGCCAGAAUCAGAAUUGAAGUGAAUAUCAUUUAUUAUCUUAAUGAGCGCGGUCUCUGUGCUAUGAUGUGCUAUGAUGUGCUCAGAAACCAGAUUGAAAAUUGUCCAGGUAUCCAUUUGAGUUUAAGUAUUUGUUCAGCCGAUUAAAAACUACCUUUUCAAUAAUCUUACCUAUGAAAGGAAGAUUUGAUAUUGGUCUAUAGUUGUUCAACAUGGUGUUAUCAAGAUUGCGUUUUUUCAGAAGGGGCUUAACAACUGCAGUUUUCAGGGAGUUUGGAAAAGUCCCAGAAAGAAGUGAGGCGUUCACCACUUCUAAGAGAUCUGCUUCUAAACAGUUAAGCACACUUUUGAAAAAAGAUGUGGGAAGUGUGUCAAGAUAGCAUGUUGACGAUGUAAGGUGCUGUACUAUUUCUUUCAAAAUUUUGCUAUCAAUUGCUUCAAAAACAGACAUAGUCACUUCUUUUUGAAAUUGCGGUCAAAUCUGUGUGACCUCUGACGGUUUGUCAGUCUCUCCACAGUAGCAAAAAGAGUGCGAGUGUUGUUUAAGUCACUGUUUAUAAGGUUUGAGAAGAAGGUUUGUCUAACUGUGGCUAGUUCCACAUUGAAAGCAUGAAGGCUGUCUUUAUAGAUGCUAUAGUGAAUUUCAAGUUUUGUCUUCCGCCACAUCCGCUCAGCUUUUCUGCAUUGUCUUUUCAUACUCUGAACUGCUGUUGAUUUUCUCCAUGGUGAUUUUUGUCUGCCAUUCUUCUUGCAGACCCUUGUCGGAGCAAUAUCAUCAAUAACAUUCUUAACUUUUGAGUUAAAACAAUCCAGGAGAAGAUCAACAGAGUCUGCAGAAAUGCUUGGUGUUAAAGAUAUAGCCUUCAUAAAUAGCGCACUAGUGUUCUCGUUAAUGCAUCUCUUUCUGACAGAGACAGAUCUAGAUUCAGUGGUAACAGAGAUCAAUAUAUCAAAGAAAAUACAGAAGUGAUCAGAUAGUGCUUAAUAACAAUGGAUGAAAUGUUUAGACCUCUACUGAUGAGUAAAUCUAAAGUGUGUCCACGAUUGUGUGUGGAGUGCACCCUGGAGUGCUCAAAAUUAUGAAUAUGAAUGGGAAUAUACUUCAGAGAUAUUUUACUCAUAAAAAUUUCUAGGGGUGCCAGUAAUUGUGUCCAACGUGUAUUUUAAAUUCAUUAUUAUCCAAUGAAAGGUUUGUGAAUUUUUUUAAAUAAAAUAUCAAAAGGAUUAACAAUGCAGCCUAAUUUUCACCGCCUUUGAUCAUAUUUACCAAGGGUGCCGAUAUUUUUGGCCAUGACUGUACAUUCAUAGCAUAGUCAUGAUAUUCCAUUAAUGUUGACUUGAAUUACUGUAAUUUCUAACGUAGUUAUCAAAAAGAUCAAAUUGAACGAAGCACAUGUAUGAUUUGCUUCAUAAUCCUAUGUUUAUAUCAUACAGAGUAUGGAGAAGUUGUUUGUAAAAUCAAACUCAUUUGGAUAAAUGUUAUCAAACAUUACCGUGAGUUUGGGGUUAGUAAGAUUAUUUUCUUUCAUUAAUAUUGUGAAAUAUUAUUACAAUUUAAAAUAACUCUUUUCUAUUAGAAUGUGUUUUAAAAUGUUAUAUUCUUGUUGUGCCAAUGCUCAAUUAAUAAAGUAGAAUUCUUUAAUGCCACUAUUAAUUUAAAGCAUCCUUGCUAAAUAAAAAUUCAUUUCUUAAAAAAAAAAAUAUAUAUAUAUAUAUAUAUUUUGAAUGGUAGUGCACUUUCACUGCUUAGCCACAUUUUUGCAAUAUAACUGAACACUGAUUUUAAGCUAAUCAAACGCAUUAAUAGUGGUGAUAAUACUUUACUUACUGUGUAUUUGCAUUCCUGUUGUAUUCUCUCUGUAUUUCUACAGUACAUCUGUUUUAUUGUACAGCCUCUGGUGUCUUCAUUUAAAAUAAGCCUCGAUGACACCUUCAGCCUUAGUAGAGGGGAAAUACAGGCAGUUUUUCUCCCGAAUCUUUUCUUUCUUGCAGAAUAUUUAUGUUUAGAUAAACAUUCCAUCAAGGUGCAGACACUGUGAAGGAGAAGUGCAACUAUGGGCAUUGCUUACAAGUGAGUUACUGUAUGUACCUUAGACUUUUAUGUUUUACCCGUAACUUCCAAUAAAAUACAACUAAAUAUCUUAA
Messenger RNA from Onychostoma macrolepis, 4864 nucleotides. RefSeq names its product acyl-CoA thioesterase 20 (gene acot20). Lineage: Eukaryota; Metazoa; Chordata; Actinopteri; Cypriniformes; Cyprinidae. Gene Ontology annotation, biological process: acyl-CoA metabolic process; fatty acid metabolic process. Bases 63 to 1379 code for a protein of 438 amino acids. The transcript has 3 exons. Gene Ontology annotation, molecular function: fatty acyl-CoA hydrolase activity. The record is from RefSeq and is a predicted model, not a curated record.